Molecule: messenger RNA, 1242 nt
Organism: Arxiozyma heterogenica
Lineage: Eukaryota; Fungi; Ascomycota; Saccharomycetes; Saccharomycetales; Saccharomycetaceae
Exons: 1
Coding region: 1-1242 (413 amino acids)
Cellular component (GO): cytoplasm
Molecular function (GO): GTP binding; ATP hydrolysis activity
Source: RefSeq, a predicted model, not a curated record
AUGGCUAGAGAUCCAUUGAUUGGGAUUGUUGGGAAACCAAGUGCAGGAAAAUCUACUUUAUUAAAUUCAUUAACAGACGCCAAUGCAGCGGUAGGUGCAUUCCCCUUUUGUACUAUUGAUCCAAAUAAGGCCACAGGUUACUUGCAGGUCACAUGUGCCUGUUCAAGAAUAGGUAAGGAAUCCUUAUGUAAACCAAAUUAUGGUUGGUGUGAGUCAGGUAAGCGUCAUAUUCCCAUAGCUUUAUUGGAUGUUGCUGGUUUAGUACCCGGUGCCCAUAGUGGUCGUGGGUUGGGUAAUAAAUUUUUAGAUGAUUUAAGACACGCAGAUGCGCUGAUUCAUGUUGUUGAUGUUAGUGGUACUACAGAUGCAGAAGGCAAAAACACUCGAGGAUAUGACCCAUUGUAUGAUAUUGAAUGGUUACAAGAUGAAAUUAGACUUUGGAUUGAGGGAAAUUUGAAACGUCGAUGGGGUUCUAUUGUCAGAAAACACACAGCUACCAAAUCGUCUAUUGUGGAUACAUUACAAGCACAAUUUGGUGGGUAUGGGUCGCUGCCAGUCAUGGUGAAACGGGCUUUAGACAGAAUUGAGGAUUUACCACCCUUGGAAAAUUGGGAUGAUGAAUGGAUCACGCGUGUAGUUAAAGAAUUUAUGAAGGAGAAAUUUCCUAUGGUAUUAGCAUUGAAUAAGAUAGACCAUCCAGAUGCAGAUAAAAAUGUUUCAAAGAUUAUGUUACGAUAUCAAAAAGAGCAUAAAAUGGUGAUAACAUCUGCUGUUACUGAGGUGUUUUUAAGAAGAUUGAAAAAACAAAAUUACAUUCGUUACGAAGAAGGAACGGAGUUUGUUGACACAUGUGAAGACGAUCCAGACCAAUUGAAACCAUUGGACGAAAAUGUUUUGCAAAAGAUAGAUAAGAUUAGAGAUUUAGUGUUGUAUAGAUUUGGAUCCACUGGUGUCGUACAAGUUUUACAAGAGGCUACUGGGUUAUUAGAUUUGAUUCCCGUAUAUACAGUUAAGAAUAUUCAUACUUUCACAGGUAAUGAUGGUAAUCAUGUAUUUAAAGAUUGUAUUUUAGUUAAAAGAGGGUCCACAGCAGGAGAAGUUGGACGUGCUAUUUUAGGUAAUAAUGUUACCAUUGCAGCCAUCGAAACAGUCGGUGGGGUACGUGUCGGUGAAGAUGCCAGGAUCGAAGAAGGAGAAAACGAUAUCUUAUCCUUUAAACUGGCUCCAAGAAGUAAAGAAUGA